Messenger RNA from Rotaria sp. Silwood1, 453 nucleotides. The record is from the annotation of a GenBank genome assembly. NCBI's taxonomy places the organism in Eukaryota, Metazoa, Rotifera, Eurotatoria, Philodinida, Philodinidae.
AUGAAAUAUCAAUCAAAGAUACAAUCUGAAGAUCAUGGUACAGUUAUAGAACAAUUAAAAUCAACAAAAAUUAAUACAAAAACAGCAAGUUUAAAUUAUUUACGUGCUAUUGCACGAUCGUUUAUUUUCUUAUUGAAGCAAGAAUUUGCAUUUAUGAACUUGAAAGAUUUGAUCCAACUACAACAUCUAAAUCUUUCUGAACCAAUAGUUCAAUGGCUAUCUAUAGCUAACAGAAAAGAACUUUAUUGGAGUGGAGAAAGUCGUAGUGAUUGGUUACUUAGUGUGCAAAAGUGGCUAUGGAAAAAACAACUAGAAGAAUUAAGAAAUGUUACUUAUAUUACAAUAAUAGCAGAUGAAACAUGCGAUGUUACAGUGAUGGAACAAUUAUGUAUUUGUUUACGUUAUUUUAAUCCUUCUACCAAAGAAUUAGUUGAAAGAAUUAUUUGUUUAUAG